Molecule: messenger RNA, 753 nt
Organism: Vicia villosa (hairy vetch)
Lineage: Eukaryota; Viridiplantae; Streptophyta; Magnoliopsida; Fabales; Fabaceae
Exons: 1
Coding region: 1-753 (250 amino acids)
Source: RefSeq, a predicted model, not a curated record
AUGACUUGGUACAGAAACCUCCCUCCAAACUCCAUCCACUUCUGGCCAGAGCUUAAAAAACUCUUCUCCAACCACUUCACAAUCUCUCGCCGACAACCGAAGUCGGAGGCCACCCUCAAGGCCAUAAUCCAAGGAGCCAACGAGCCUCUCCGAGAGUACCUCGAUAGGUUCAACAAAGAGGCCCUCCAGGUGCAGACAACGGAUCAGAUGAAGAGAUACCUUCUCGAACGAGGACUCCUCCCCGAAAGCGAUUUCAAAAAGGCCAUCGGAAUCGAAAAAGUAUACACCAUGGACGCCCUCCUCCUCAAAGCCCAAGCCUACAUUGCCUACGAGGAAGGCGAAGCAGCUGCGAAAAAGAGCUCGAGAAGCCACAAAGCUACCCGCAGCUCGAGUCAAGACUAUUCCCUUCCCCGCCGAGGCAACGAAAAGAAAAAGGAAGACAGGCCCCGCGACACAAAGGACCAAAGGGGACCAGGUGGUCAUUUCACCGAUUACACCUCGUUGAACGCUUCACGCGAGCGCAUUCUUACCGAGUGCAAGAGCACCAAAUUCAAAAACUCCAAUGUUCGGCCCCCGAAACCAAAUCCCACCAGGCUGGGGACUGACAAGUCCAAAUAUUGCAAGUACCACAAGAGCCACGGGCAUCUGACCGAAGAAUGUAUCCACCUCAAAGAUGCCAUCGAGACCUUGAGAAAAGAAGGCCACCUCUCUAAAUACACAAAGAAGGGAGAGAUCUCCCGACAGGAAAACUAA